Gloeophyllum trabeum ATCC 11539 is the source of this 1902-nucleotide messenger RNA. RefSeq lists its product as uncharacterized. NCBI's taxonomy places the organism in Eukaryota, Fungi, Basidiomycota, Agaricomycetes, Gloeophyllales, Gloeophyllaceae. Bases 1 to 1902 code for a protein of 633 amino acids. The transcript is spliced from 6 exons. The record is from RefSeq and is a predicted model, not a curated record.
AUGCCUCCAAGCGAGAGGUUUAUCCGGUUGUACGACUCGUUGCCUGGUGAUGCACGACGAAACCUUGUGGAGAAGCACCUCGUGCCGCUGCUGAACGCCGUCCCGCUGGACAGGAGCCGAAAGGCCAUCGCCGCGGCGUCGCGCAUGCACAAACGCUACGAGGGCAUCCCCAUUCUCAACCUCAAGCAGAAGAGGAAGGAAGUCAAUGCGCUGCUCGAUGAGCUGGAGAAGGACAUGAAGCGUUCUUUCGUCAAGGGCCGUUCGAUCAGGGAUGAGUUGCUUUCGGAGAUUGUCGACAGCCUGACGGACUGGUUGAACGAUAUAUGGAGCAUCAUCUACGAGUACAAGGUUGACUUUGAGGAGGCGCAUAGGUGCCUGGUUUACGCUGCAAGCGUGUUGGAGGACUUGUCCAGUUCUCGUGGUCUGCCUUCAGAAGGUUGUAAAUGUGCUUGGAAUAACCUCUACGUAAGCUUGAAAAUCAAGAAGCGGAACGGGCGGGUUGUGAAGUCCUUCUCUCUAUCUGGUGGACCCAGUCUUGACAGGGCGCUGCUCUGGAUCUGGCGCGACAUGUUCCUCGUCAUGCUAGCAAGUGGCAACACCCGGCUAACCUCCCAGCUGCCGGAAAUGCUGGCCGAUAUGGAACAUGUGAUGAAAUGGCGAGCUUUAGAACGGAUGUUGUGCGGAGGCCGAAUGCGCGUAUCAUGGGGCGAUGAAGAGGAUGAAGAAGAAGACGAGGAGGACAACUGGAUGCGGGAAUACGAAGAGGACGACCACGAGGAUGACCCCGACCGGUGUUCCUGUUCGUACCACGCCGAUCACUGGCCAAAGAAGCUAAACGACCACAUUGUCCCUCUGCGCAAACUCGUUCAAGACCACCUACUCUCAGUCUUCCAGGUAUCGCCGUCGCUGGGCCUCUGGGAGUGCCUUCUCGCCAUCUCCACCGACCCCAAAGCCACUCGGGCGCAGUUAGAAAAGCAACUGUCCUCCAUCGCGACGUCGUCGACGAGCACUUUCGUUGCCGCACUCGACAUCCGCUCUUUCCAGUGCAACAACGAGGCGCUCAUUUCGCUGCUGGACACGCACGCGCACCUCCUGCGGCCACGCGACGCCCCGUCGUACCAGCAGGCCGUCAUCUCCCUCUCGCACAACCCCUUCUUCCAGUACCGCGCACUGCAGAUGCUUGAGAAGGAACUGCUGGACGCGGCGCGCGCCAUCCGCGCCGCGCUCCUCGGGUACUUCUCCGAGAUCGACAAGCAGGCGAACAAGGACGAGUUUGAGGAUAUUAUGAAGCUCCGCGCCGCGUCGGACGCUAGAAGGGAGCGGCUUGAGGCGUGGGUGGACGCGAUCGUGACGCCCGGGACCCAGCCGCCCCAUCCGAUGGCGUUCGCUGCGCUUAUGAUGGGUCUUCCCUUAGGCGCUGCUAUAGCGGAUUCGGAUGAGCCGGACCCCCUUGGCUACCUCGAUAUUGAUCAGUCGGAUCCGGACCUAGAAGAUUUACGAGAGGAGUUUAGACCGCAAUUGAAAUUGCGAUUUGAGUCUUGGGUCCUCGCGGCCGGUAGUGUGAAGGGCGGAAGCACCGUCUUGUCCAGAGUCUACAAGGAUAUCUUGGGGUCGAUGCCAUACGUGAGGGCCCGCGACGCGGUUGAUGAGAUGAUUGGAAGACUGGCUGAUAGGCCCAGCAAGCAUCAUAUUUGCGACGGCGUAGAUGCGCUGGCUCGGUUUGCUAAGACGCAAAAGAAGAAGAUGGCGACAAAAGCUGACAAGCAGAAGCGAAAGGCAGAGAAGUCCGCUCCUCCUGCCGUCCCUCCUGGACCAUCCACUCCGCCCACGCCUCCCACCCCAAGUCAAUCGUCACCACCUGCCCUAGCUCCUUCCUUCAAUGGUCUUGACGACGUAGAUUGA